CUGCUUUUUAGUUCUGAAAUGAGUGAUAAUGCCAACAAAGAAAAUGUGAAGAUGACAAGUCGUGCUCCCCUGACAACCAUUACCAACCGAUCAAAUGUUUCCAAACGUGGGUUAAUGAUGAAAGAAAGCAUAAAGUCAGCACCACCAAAAAUAAGAACAAGUAAAAGUACUCAGACCGAAAUACACUACUCAGAAGUAAGCUGUGGUACAUCGGAUAAUGCUGCUGAGGAAAUGAUUUCUGCCUUGACUGGUGGACCGUUAAAUGAGACUUAUUUUGAAGGCUUAGCUGAACAGCGCAGAGAGGCUUUGGAAAUUACCAUAGACGAAAAUGAAGAGCUAUAUCAAAAGAUUGAAGAGCUGAAUAUAUCACUGACAGAAACUACCAAACGUGCUGAAGAGGCCGAACGUCAACUCAUUGUCCUAAAAUCAAAAGCUUCGUUUUCGGAAAAAUUGGACAUAUCACUCGAAGAGGAAGAGGAAAUAAAAUCUUUACUGACAUCAGAGCCAGAAGAGUUAGGCUCACAACAAGCUGCUCUCUGACUCAGCCUGUUUAUAAUACAAGAAGUGUAACAACACAGCUACUCAAUCUAUGAUCUCACAUGAACUGUGUCCACCAGUUUGUUUAAAGAUGUUGUCCAAGUUUCCUUGAUAUUGGAGGCUUGAUCUAUCAGGCAUUCGACAUUUUAUUCCUUGAAAUCAGAUUAUUUAUAUAUUUGUAAUAAUUUCAUAUUUUAAUGGUUUUUGACAUUUUUAGGGUUCGACAAACAGAGCAAUAUUUUAAUUUUAAGGAGUAACGUUACAGAAUAUACAUUUGCAAGUGUGCCACACCUGCGGUUAAGUUAGAAUUUUAAUUUCAUCGAAUUAGACUUGAAUGUAAUGGAGCAGUAUCUGUAUUGUGGAUACUAGUAGACUAAGUGAAGAAGAUGAUAUAUUGAUAGUUAAUUAUUUAAACAGACAAGACACAAAUUGAGAGCCAGUAUCGUCUAUGUUUUGUAACUCUGUAAUUGUGUCUCAGAUAUCAGGUGCCAACUAAAGCUAAAACACGUGCCCUUUGUCAGCAAUAAACCCGAGUGUUAAUGUUAUAGCUCACAUAUCUGUGGGCUAGUUGUAAAUUUCACUAUAUUGCCAAAUUUGUUUAUUCAAUAAAUAACAUCUAUAGUUUUUAAUCAUGUAAGGGAUGUAACACAUCGUUUAACUCAUUGUCUCUUCAAUUGAAUCAAUCAGCUGGCCAAUUAAAUCAUGUUAACAUCAGUUAUCGUUACUCCAAUUUCAUUGAAGCUGAUGUUGUCAAAUCAUUUAUCUAUUAUAAUGUUUAACGCUGCUAUGUUCGAAAGUUAUAAAUGUCAAGGUAACCAAGCUAGUAACCAAGGUAACCAAGCACCUUUUUAGAUCUGAUGAGUGAUGAAGAAGUAGACGAAUUUGGUCGAACUCGAGUGAAAAACCGAGAAAAGAAGAAAAGUCACAGCCCGUCCCCGCCUGCCCGAUAUAAAAAGUCCAGAAGGUCACCAAGACGGUCUAGAAGUCCCCGAAAAAGAAGUCGGAGUCCCAGGAGGUCUCCUCGAAGGGAGAGAACUAGAAGUCCACGAAGAGCUGGCCGAGAAACACGUGAUCGUAGUCCGGUAAUCCCGGAAAAGGGCAGAGAAAGAGAAAGAGAGAAACCCAGGAAGAAGGAAGAACCAGGCCCAACAUUCGACUCAGCAGUUGAUAGUUAUGUUAAUACCCUGAAGAAGUUGACCAGGAUACCUCGGGUGGUACCGAAUCCAGAAGAAGAUGACGAUGACCCUGUAUUAGCUGCAGCUCUGGAAGACGAUACUAAUCUAGAAGACGAACAGAUGGCUAAACUCAUGGGCUUCAGCAAUUUCGAUACUUCCAAGAAUAAACACGUAGAUGGAUCCUGCAACGCAUCAGGGACACACAAAGUACCGAAACGAAAGUACAGACAAUAUAUGAACCGUCGGGGCGGGUUCAACAGACCACUAGAUCCUAUUUUAUAGCAUUUUAUAGCACUUGAGUUCUUAUAGACUCGGUGUCAUAUUUGUUAUGUUGACGAUAUUUUUACUGUAAACUGAAAGUACUGUGUUGUGGAUUAAUGAUCGCAUUGGUGAUCUUGCAAUUUGUUUCCUGGAAUAUACUGAGACAACUUUUAUCGGAGAUCUGUCACUGUACACGUCACAUAACAUAACUUGACUUAUGUAAUAUUUCUUAAAUACCAAAUUAUAUUCUUACUGUGGUGACGUUAAAGAACAGUCUACCAAAUUUACCAAUAUCAGAUUUAACAGUUUAAACAGUUUACAGACGCAAGUAUAAAACAUUCAAGAC
This is a messenger RNA of Bolinopsis microptera, 2319 nucleotides long. RefSeq names its product U4/U6.U5 small nuclear ribonucleoprotein 27 kDa protein-like. The coding region runs from base 1395 to 1994 and encodes 199 amino acids. NCBI's taxonomy places the organism in Eukaryota, Metazoa, Ctenophora, Tentaculata, Lobata, Bolinopsidae. The transcript has 7 exons. Gene Ontology annotation, cellular component: precatalytic spliceosome. Gene Ontology annotation, biological process: RNA splicing. The record is from RefSeq and is a predicted model, not a curated record.